GCAGAUAGGGCACAAGAUUCUUUUCCCCCUCGGGUUUGGGAAUUUGGCCGCUCCCAAAAUCUCAAUAGAAACUCGUUCUUUCCCCUUCUCCUUCCUCCUGAAAACCCUAAUCUCCGCCGCCGGUCGCCGCCGCUGUCGCCAAGAUGUCGCACUUCGGGAGAUCUGGUCCUCCGGACAUCAGAGACACCUACUCUCUCCUCGUCCUCAACAUCACUUUCCGUACCACCGCAGAUGAUCUUUUCCCACUCUUCGACCGGUACGGCAAGGUCGUCGACGUCUUCAUCCCCAGAGACAGAAGGACUGGUGAAUCGCGAGGGUUCGCGUUUGUUCGGUACAAGUACGCGGACGAGGCACAGAAGGCCGUGGAAAAGCUGGAUGGAAGAGUUGUAGAUGGUAGAGAGAUUAUGGUUCAAUUUGCCAAGUACGGCCCCAAUGCCGAGCGAAUUCAUAAGGGCAGGAUAAUUGAAUCCGCUUCAAAAUUCCGGAGCAAGUCCAGAAGCCGUAGCCCUCGUCCACGGUAUCGCGAUGAGAAUAGGGAUAGAGAUAGGAGAAGAAGUCGCAGUCGAAGUAGAGACAGAUAUGACCGUGACAAGUACCAUAGGAGUGAGAAAGAGAGUCGUUAUCGUAGCAGGAGCCGCAGUGUAAGUCCUGACUACCACAAAGACCGUGGGAGGGGCCGAUAUGAUGAUGAGCGGCGCAGUCGGAGCCGGUCCUAUGAGAGUGCCUCCCCUGUUCGGCGUAGUCCUAAAUCUCGAAGGAGCCCAUCUCCUCGUAGGACACCUUCGAGGGGUGAAAACCCUGAAAUACGCGACCUUAAUGAACGUUCUCCUGCCUCAAAGGAUGCUUCACCGCGUGGUAAACGAGCUGAUUCUCGAAGUGCUUCUCCUCAUAGAUCUGAUGCUGAGGACUGAUGGAGCAGCAUACAACAUUAUCAGAGAGUAUUAUAUUGGCUUGAGGCAUCGUGUCUACAUUCAUGCUCGGGAAAAAAAUAGUCGAGUUUCAUGUUAUCGCCAUGUCGAAUGUUAUUUAGCUGCCCUGCAGUUUUGUCGAAGGUUGAACAUUUCAAUGUUGGACAGUCCGUUAGCUGUUUCUUGUGUUGAUGGUAGACUCUGUACUCUGAUAUAACUUGAGCUCUUGCAGUGUCUUUUACUAGGGUAUUAGGAAAUUCGUGCCUAGGAGGAGGAUUCGUAUUUUGUUUAAUAGUACAUUGUUACUAUAUCUUGGUUUUUGUGCUUCUCCUU
Messenger RNA from Morus notabilis, 1241 nucleotides. RefSeq names its product serine/arginine-rich splicing factor SC35. The record is from RefSeq and is a predicted model, not a curated record. Lineage: Eukaryota; Viridiplantae; Streptophyta; Magnoliopsida; Rosales; Moraceae. The transcript has 8 exons. Gene Ontology annotation, molecular function: RNA binding. The coding region runs from base 144 to 911 and encodes 255 amino acids.